AUGCACCCCCAGUGUUACGCCCAGGCAGUUGGCAACCCCGAAGCGUUGGAGAAAGACUAUGUAUCCAAAUUUGGGUGUACGGCGGGAUUACUAACUAGCGCCCAAAGCUCCCUUGGCCUCGACCGCUUGCCGAUCGCGAGUUGCGAAUUCAGGAUGACCCCAACCGCAGAGGCGCUACCGACCACCAUCUUCGCCGUCCCCCAGGAACUCAUAGAGCAAGUGCUCGUUCACCUCGCAAACGCUGGCUAUCCAAAUGCUAUAGCAGCUUUGUCUGAAACCUGCAAAUACUUCCACAAUCUGAUCUACAACUCAGACGAUCACCAUCUCUGGCGACAUAUAUUCCUGACGACGUUCGAUGAUCCUCGAGUCAUUCUGGCUCACCUGAGAUAUGCCAACGACUCUGGAUGCGUCCUGGGAAACUUGGACGACAAGUGCACCUCGCUUUCGUACCCUUGGGAAAACCAGUUCAAACGGCGGAUCAGCGCCGCGAGAGCGUACAAAGUGCACAUAAAAGACGGGACGCUCUGCAGCAUCGACCAUUUGAGGACAAUCGCGUCCAUCUUUACCACGAUUCUGCCGCUGAACGAUGUGGUGCUACACCCACAUCCCGAUCACCGCAUCUUGGCACCUGCUCUUUCCCCCUUGUCGUCUCUGACGGUAUCUGAUGAUGCCGUAUUCCUGCUAAGGCUCCUCGGUCUCGGUCUCCCUCUCUCAGCCGCUUCCGAAGUGCUCAAACGCAAAGAUAACGAGCUGCAACGGUUAAUAAAUACCCAGCUUCCGCUAUUCAAGCUUGCUUUCUACCUUGGCCUCGAACCCAGUGUCUCGCAGAUGCCAACGCCAUCGAGCUACGAAGAUAAGGUCAUGGAGAUAGAGGAGCGGGACAGACUCGCCGCGCGGAAGAGAGCGCGCCAGAAGGUGUACGACAUGCGGUAUACGACUGUCGAACAAUGCUGGGGUCCGUUCGUACUUCUGACGCCGACUGGGGAGGAUGCAGAGCACGCGGGACAUGAUGGAAGCAACUCACCCGUUGUACACAUCGCGAUCAACAUUGCCAACGCGUCACGCACUGCAUCGCAUUCAGACUCUGAUGGAGAAGAUAAUGAAUGGGAUGUCACGGACGACGAGGAAAGCGAUGAAGGUGACGAAGACGACGAAGCUCCGGAUAACCAUUAUAUCUAUCCUCCUACACCUCACCGGCUGAUACCCGACUAUAGCUGGCUGUCUGCCGCGAGGUUCAUUCUUGAAUGCAAUCUUCGCCUGUCAGCGGACCUCCAUUGGGCUCCAGAUCAUAGCGGCACUGAUUGGGGCCAAAUCGGGGGCCAACAGUUUGUUGAGUCGUUGAAAGAUGUUAAUUUACUCCGCUUUGGAGGUGCACCGGGAUUCUGGCAGCAUGGAUGGGCGAAGAAGGUAUACUUGGAGGCAACGGCAACGCCCGCGCCAGACACAGGCGAGGGGGAGCAAGAUCCUCUUGGAGUAGAACAUCGUGGAUGGGACUGGGCCGGAGUGGAAGGGAGGUGGCUGCGGACUGUUUCGUGGAUGGGGUACCCAGAUCUCCUUCAUCAUGAUCGCAGCAUAUCCCGUGGAACAGACAUAGAUCUAGACAUAGAAGAACAAAUUGGGACUUUCCCCCUGACACUCCGAAUUACUGGCUAUCUCCCACCGCCUGUUGCCCCGCCACCGAGUCAACUGCUCUCCGACACAGACGCCCUCGUAUACAAACUCCCCAUAAUCAAGAUCGAGGGCGCCUCGAUCGGCUCCGACCAAAAUUCUUCCGAGCAACGCAGGAUAAGUGGGACAGUGAGGAUGAUAGGCGACGGCGCCGUGCGAUGGAGCAUGCGUACCCGAUUUGGCGCAAGCAAUAAAACGGAAUGGGUCACCGAGGGCGUACAAAUUGGCUCCAUUGGAUCGGCUGCUGGUGUCAUCGGGUUGUGGACAGCUCCCGAGCAUAAUCGUACCGACCCAUUAGGGCCCUGGUGGAUGUGGAAGGUAUCUGAAGUCCCCGAGAUGGUCUGA
This is a messenger RNA of Pleurotus ostreatus (oyster mushroom), 2013 nucleotides long. RefSeq lists its product as uncharacterized. The record is from RefSeq and is a predicted model, not a curated record. The coding region runs from base 1 to 2013 and encodes 670 amino acids. Gene Ontology annotation, molecular function: protein binding. Lineage: Eukaryota; Fungi; Basidiomycota; Agaricomycetes; Agaricales; Pleurotaceae. The transcript has 7 exons.